This is a messenger RNA of Fusarium redolens, 900 nucleotides long. RefSeq lists its product as uncharacterized. The record is from RefSeq and is a predicted model, not a curated record. NCBI's taxonomy places the organism in Eukaryota, Fungi, Ascomycota, Sordariomycetes, Hypocreales, Nectriaceae. The coding region runs from base 1 to 900 and encodes 299 amino acids. The transcript is spliced from 4 exons.
AUGUCACAAUCACCAGCAGCGAAUGCACCGGCUUGGGACGUUUUCGACGUCAGCCGCCUGGUUGCCGUCAUCACUGGAGGUGGAUCAGGUCUUGGCCUCAUGUUUGCAAAAGCUCUCGAGGCCAAUGGAGCUGCUAAGGUUUACAUCAUUAGCCGAAAUUGGGAGAAGCUGGAGGCGGCAGCUAAGCAAGCGAAAUAUGGGCGCAUUGUGCCUUUGCCCGGUGAUGUGACUUCCAAGGAGUCCCUCCAGGAAUGCGCCGAGUAUGUUCGGGCGAGAGAGGGUUAUAUCAACCUCCUUGUUCUCUGUGCCGGUCGUCCUGGACCAGGGAUGGGCGAUGACAAGUCUGGCUUGAAGACGCUCGAAGAUUACCAGAAGUACUUUCUUGCCCAAGACAUGACAGAUUGGGCCGACACUUACAACCUCAAUGUCACUGCGUCCUUCUACACUGCUAUGUCGUUCCUCCAACUUCUUGACGAUGGAAACAAGGAAGGAAACUAUCAUGCUCAAAGUCAGGUUAUUACCAUGUCAAGCAUUGGAGCAUACACCAGAGGAUUGCACGGCUCUCUGGCAUAUGCGUUGACUAAGACAAGUGUGCGACAACUCACGCAGAGCUUGGCGACCCUUUUCAGCCAAUGGCGGAUUCGAUUUAAUGCUCUGGCCCUGGGCGGUUUUCGCUCGGAACUCACCGAACAAAUGGCACUAUUCAAGAUCACUGAGCCAAAAGCGGAAGAUGAUGGCUCUGUCCCGGCAUCUCGUUCCACGGUGUUGCGCGCCGGUCGGGAAGUUGAAGCUGCUGGAGCCAUCCUCUACUUGGCUUCCUUGGCCGGAGCCUAUACUAAUGGGGCAGUUUUGAUGGCGGACGGGGGUUGUGCCUCUGUAAUCCCGAGCACGUACAGCUGA